AUGAUUCAUCAGAUGGCACCUUGGGUCCCAACGUUUAUUCAAUCUACAAAAAAUAACACGCAACCAUUUCUACCAUUUCAAAUAGCUACGACAGAUGAAUUGACUAAUACUCCUCGCUGUAGAACCGUUGUCUUCAGAGAUUUUUUGUUCAAGGAUAAAAAAUCAAAUGUUUUGACGUUUAACACGGAUAUAAGAAGUGGGAAGAUCAAGGAAUCCUUUCCCAAUGGACUUGACACCACAGCACCUAUCGAAGCAUGCUUUUAUUUCCCAGAGACGAUGGAACAGUAUAGACUACGUGGCAGUUGCUUCCUUGUGUCAAAAAAGACCUCCAACAUUAGUAAGAAAAUCGUAGAAAAAUAUGGUAUAGUGUCGCCAGGCGUAUCUGGACAUCACAAGGAAGAUCUUUACAAAUACGAGGAUGAAGUAAAUGAGGCAAUGGGUAUUGAGAAUACGAAUGCUACAACGGGUGAAAACAAUGCCGCAAAGGGUUCUGUAAUUCGUCCACCAACCACAACAGAGUGGCAAAUGGAAAUCAGAAGACAAUGGUACUCGUUAUCCAGGACGUCGAGAUCUCAAUAUAGAAAACCUGAUCCAGGAAAGCCAAUUACGUCAGAAACGAGUGAGAAAUUAGACAAAAUUCAAAGAGGUGUUGACGGCACAGAUGAAAAUGCAGGGUUGGAAAAUUUCGCGUUAGUCUGCCUGUGUAUAGAUAAAGUUGACUAUUUGAAUUUGAAGAACGGUAGCGGGGGUGAAAGACUAAUCUUCACCAGAACUGCUGACGAAGACGCCAACGAUCUAGAGAAUUGGAUUGAAGAACACGUAUGUCCAUGA
Molecule: messenger RNA, 831 nt
Organism: Zygotorulaspora mrakii
Lineage: Eukaryota; Fungi; Ascomycota; Saccharomycetes; Saccharomycetales; Saccharomycetaceae
Exons: 1
Coding region: 1-831 (276 amino acids)
Molecular function (GO): FMN binding
Source: RefSeq, a predicted model, not a curated record